Messenger RNA from Danaus chrysippus (African queen), 2076 nucleotides. Lineage: Eukaryota; Metazoa; Arthropoda; Insecta; Lepidoptera; Nymphalidae. The record is from the annotation of a GenBank genome assembly.
AUGGGUAUAAAGGGGUUAUGGACCGUAUUAGGUCCAUAUUCUGAGAAGAUAUCAUUACACGAAAUUAGUGGUCAAACUGUUGCUAUAGACUUAGCUGGAUGGGUUUGCGACAGUCAAAAUGUUACUGAUUAUUACAUUCAGCCUAAGCUAUAUCUAAGAAAUCUAUUCUUCCGAACUCUUUACUUAGUGCUAAGUGAUGUAAAUCCUAUAUUUGUGCUUGAGGGUGAUGCUCCAGAACUAAAGAGAGAUGUUAUGGCUGCUAGAAAUACACUGCAGUUUAAAGGUGCAGCCCCUAAAGCUACAACAGAGAAAAAAAAACAAACUAACAUAACAAGAUCAAGGUUCAAAGGGGUGUUAAAGGAGUUAGUAGAUGCUGUUGUAUCCCAAGAUUCUGACUGCUUUGCAUAUGGAGCUAAGAAAGUGUAUCGCAACUUCAGUGUGUCAAAUGCAGGUGGGGGAGGAGCCACACAGGGCUCAGUGGAUGUCUAUGAUGCUGUCAAGAUGUUUAAUAAUAAUGGGUUUGGACGUAAUAAGAUGGUUGCGUUAGCGUUGCUCUGUGGUUCUGACUAUGGACUUGGUGCCUGCGGGUCAUCUAAAACAACAGUUGUUUCUUUUCUCCACACUGUCUCAGAAGAUCAAGUUAUAUCAAGGUUAUUAUCGUGGGUGAGUGAUCCACAACAUUACGAGCAGCAGUCCCGAUGGGUGUCGGUCCCAGGUCGUUGUGACCGCUGCGGGCACGCGGGCCGAACUCACCUCAAGAAAGGCUGUGCUACAUGCGCUACUCACCAAGGAUGUAACGAUACUGGACAUAAAUCGAAAUUAUGUGAUGUAAAACGUGAACUAUCGCUCCGCAAUAAAGCCUUGUCGUCCGGCAUACCGUUUCCGGAGCCGAAAGUUAUGAAGGAAUUCCUGAAUAGUACACCAGAAGAUAUAGAUCUAGACAGACUGAAGAUUCCUAAACCUAGUUUAAUACAAUUUGUGAAAAUCAUGUCAUACAAAUUGGAUUGGCCGCAGCGGUAUUGCGUUGAGAAGUUUUUGCCUUUAUUAACAAAAUGGCAUCUCCAGGAUAAUGUUCCAUCUAGGACACUACGACCGCUUGAAAUCAGAAAGAAAAGACAUCCGAAAGGUGUACCGAGUUAUGAAGUUGUAUGGGGCGAUAUUGAUGGACACUACGAAGGCCUAAUACCUGACGAACAGUUGGAAGAGGAAGAAGAUAUUUCAGUUCCAUGGGUGACGAUCGAGAGGCAAGAUUUAAUGUUAAAAUAUUAUCCCGAUAUUGUGAAGAAGUACGAAGAGUCUAUAAAGAAGCCACCCAAAGAAAAGAAAACAAGGGGCAGGAAAAAGAAGGAGGAAAAUGAAAAUUCUGAAGAAGUUCACAAGACAAAGAGGAAAUAUACUAGAAAACCAAAACCAAUUACAGACUUUAUGAUUACCCUCAAUAGGUCUAUGAAAAAUUUAAGUCUGACUAAGAAAGAUACAGAACUGAAUUCCAGUAAAGUGAGUGUUAAUGUAAAUAAACUGAAAAGAAAAAUCAAAAAUAACGGGAAAGUGAACACAAAAAAUACUAUCGAAAGUUAUUUGAAACCAUGCAAAAAGAAAAAAUCGUCAAGUAUGAUGAGAAGUAUAAAUAGAAGUCGAAAUGUGUCUAAGUCAUUUAAAGUUAAUUUAGAAAAUAAAGAAAAUAUGGAACCAAAAAAGCAUUUAUUGAGUAUGUUCAAUGAUAGUACAAGCGAUGUAGAGGCAAACGAUUUAUCGGAUAUUGUAGAAAAAAUAGUAUCAAGAUCGGCUCCUUCAACUAAAGCGAAAGUGGACAGCAAUUUCGUGAAACUAAUAUUCGAGAAUAAACUCGACAGGAAAUCGAUUCUGACGCGAAGAUUUGAUCAAAACAAUUGUUCGACUCCUAUAAGCAGUCCGAUAAGGAAAAGUCGUAAUCGAAGAAAGACUUCUAAAACAUCAAUAUCGGAAGCAGUAGACACCAGCUAUUUCUUUGAUAAAUUAACAGAAGAACGAGAUGCUUUUGAAUUGUCUCUGGAAUUCUUUCAGAACUUGGACAGCUUACCCAAAGUGGAAUUAUAG